Ceutorhynchus assimilis (cabbage seed weevil) is the source of this 3407-nucleotide messenger RNA. The record is from the annotation of a GenBank genome assembly. NCBI's taxonomy places the organism in Eukaryota, Metazoa, Arthropoda, Insecta, Coleoptera, Curculionidae.
AUUUGCUGCUACUGGAGCCUGGAGCGUUCUCUGCGUGAGCGUCCAUUCUUGUUACGACGUCGGUUGUGAAACGAUCAUUGCAAGGCAUCGAAUUUUUACGCGCGAGAAUUCAGAAAUAUAAUUCUUUUUUGUUUUCCAUCUUGUAUUUAACUGAUACAGGGAAAGAAUAAUUAUUGGUAAACUGUUUUCAAUACAAGCCUAAAAAUGUAUGGAAUGCUAUUGGAAAGUGUGCAACAUUUUGUGCAACAAGAAUAUGGCGACGAAAUUUGGCAAAAAGCUCUCGUAUUGGCCGAUUGUAAGUUUACCGUGUUCAACACUCAUCAAGUUUAUCCAGACUACAUCAUGAGCAACAUAGCUUCAGCUUUGGCUGAAUUAACUUCGAAAUCCUAUGACAGUUUUAUGAAUUUUUUCGGACACUGUUUUGUACGAUUUUUCAGCAACUACGGAUACGAUGCAACAAUAAAAGCAACAGGAAGAAAUUUCACCGAUUUUUUGGAAAACGUCGACAAUAUACAUUCUCAAUUCAGAUUGUCGUAUCCAAAAAUGAAAAGUCCCUCGAUGUAUUUGACUAAAGUUGAUCAAAACGGGUGCGUUUUGGUUUACAGAAGUAAACGAAUGGGAUUCACUCAUUACCUGAUGGGUCAGCUGGAUCAAAUUGCAACCGAAAGUUUCAAUCUAAAACUGGAAAGUCACGUGCUUAAAACCGAAACAAAUCAGGUGGAUGGAAAAACUAUCGUCAUUGUUACGUUUCGCUUAAACUUUGAUAAUACCCAAUACAUUUUAGCUAAACAAGUUAAAGAAGAAGCCCAUUUUCGUACCAUAAGCAACUUACCACCAUUUAAUUGCGAUUUACUCUUGGUCCUCUUUCCAUUUGCCGUGCUUUUCAGUCCUGCAAUGUCGAUUGUAGCUUGCGGAGAAAAAUUAGUACAAGUUGCUGGAGGAGGUGAGAAGCUUCUUGGAGAACCAGUUUUGAAGUUUUUCAGAUUGAGACGCCCCAAAGGAAUCUCUUUUACUUGGAAAAAUUGCUUUUACUUGAAAUCUGUGAUGUUUGAAAUCGAAGUACUAAGAACCGAAAUAGCCAGAGCAAAUGGAGAAAGUCAGAACCUCGUGGUGCAAGCGGCGGCAAAUCCGAACGAUUCUAUUGAAAUAGAUGGAAAAAGUAUUUCUCCAUAUACUAGCAGACGAGAUAGUACACCGGGAUUGAGGAAUAUUUUACUGAAAGGCCAAAUGUUAUAUUUGUCUGAUAUCAUCGGGAUUAUGUUUCUUUGUUGUCCAGUGGUUAAUGAUAUAGGAGAACUUCCCGAUCAAGGACUCUACUUGAACGACUUAAAUCCUCACGGCUUAGGCAAAGAAAUGGUGUUGGCAGGAUGGCAAAAUAACUCAAAGUUAGAGCUUAUGUUCGAUAAAGCUGAGCAAAGAGCCUCCGAACUGGAAAGCAAUCUGAGUUUAUUGGAAAUAUGGAAAAAACGCGGAGACGAUUUGCUAUAUUCGAUGAUUCCGAAAGCUGUCGCAGAAAAGUUAAGGGCCGGUAAUAGUCCUUUGGAUACUUGUCAGACAUUCGAUGCAGUUUCCGUGAUGUUCUGUGAACUAGUAGGAUUCAAUUCAUCCACAGUUGAGGAUGCCAUGGAACUCGUCAGUACCAUGAACGCUGUAUUUUCAUGUUUCGAUUCGCUAAUGGAUACUUUCAAUGUGUAUAAGGUGGAAACUGUGGGUCAAAUUUAUAUGGCAGUGUGUGGCGCCCCAGAACCAACCGAUCUGCACGCCCAAAAUAUUUGUGACGUUGCCCUGUGCAUGACGCGUCACGUUAAGCAACUGCAAAUUCCUUCGGGAACUAAAGUUGAUGUCAGGAUUGGUGUCCAUUCUGGGGCAGUGGUAGCAGGAGUGGUAGGAAUUAAAGUACCCAGAUACUGUUUCUUUGGCGAUACAGUGAAUACAGCUUCCAGAAUGCAAUCCACUAGUUCGCCCGGAAUGGUUCACUUAUCAGACUCAACGAAACAGUUAUUACCUAAAGAUAAAUACAUCAUUAGGAAUAGAGGCAAAGUUAAACUGAAGGGCAAAGGAGACGUGGAAACUUACUGGAUUUUUGAGGAUGAUCUAACAGAUGCGUUUGAUUAAAUCUUUAUUAUGAUGAGAAAACAUAUAGCACUUGUAUUUUUCUGUAAUUAGUUUAUUAAAUUUUCAGAAGCUUGAUUAUAAUAAAACAACAAGUUUCCUCAAAAAAUGAUUAUAGAUUAAACUCCUUCUGGAUUUCCCAACCAUGGAUAGUUUUUAGGACAAGGUACACAACUGACCAUGUAUCUAGUUUCACCAGUAAGUUUUUUCAAACUGCAAGUGUCUUUCACGCAUCCAGUAGUGAUACUCACUGCAUCUGUUUUGAAUUCGGAUACUGGCACGGGAUUUUUGAGCCAUUGGAUAACCUAAAAGUUUGACUUUUACUUUGUGUAACUUUGGGUUAGAUGCCGAAUACUUACUCUAGAUUGAGAUACCAAAAACACAGUUUUAUCUUCUUGAAUUCUGUCCAAGGCAUCUGUAAGUCCGGUCCACGAUUCGUUUACGCUACUGAAUAAUUUUUCUUCGAUAAUAAGCGUCAAUGGGGCCCUGUUUUUUAUUUUAACUGUUUCCACUUGUUUGACUAACCAAUCAGAAAUUUCUUGGGAGGUUUGACUGAAAAUUAUUUUCUAUUAAAUAGUUUCAAUGAAAGCGUAGAAAGCCUGUAUGAAUCCUUUAGUAAGGGCUACAGCAAUAUCAAUAAAAAAAUGCUUACUUGGAUCUUGUAUUGAAGCAAGCAGCUAAAGUAGCGCACAAAUCCCCAUCUUCGCUAGUCAAAUCCACAAUGGGAUUGAUCCAGAAGCCUGGAUGGGAUUCUUGAGGACAGUUUGCGCCGACGUCGCAAAUCUGAGUGGUGGCAUAAUCCAAAGUGUAUGGAAACAGCCUGUUUCUGGAAGGCCAAGAAUUAUCAUACGAAAAUCCUCGAGCCACAAAAGCGUUAAUGGAAUUGUCGCCGGCCAAUUGAAGUUGUGGUGUUAGAGUUCCAGUAAUGUAUUUUUCGGGAAUAUUGGCGAAUUUUGAAAUGAUUUUACGUUGGUCACCGAAUUCUUGUUCCAAAAGUGGUUGCGCGCCGUCCCUCCAGUAGUCUUGAUGAGGGUCGUUUCUACAAUAAUAAUUAUAAAUAUGAAAAUAAUAUUUUAAAAUGCAAACUACUCACGUUACUGAAUGUACGCCGAUUUCGAAACCAAUAGAAGCUAAAUCAUGAACGAUUUGGUAGUCACUGUAUUCGUGGGGUACGUAAAAAGUUGCCGAAGCAAAGUCACCAUCUGGAUUUUUUCUAGGCUCGAUCAAUGGAGACCAUCUUGAUUGGUAAAGUUCCGGUUUAGCAGCGUCGACAAAAGCUAAUACGAUAAGCUGUA